This is a messenger RNA of Naegleria fowleri, 1857 nucleotides long. RefSeq lists its product as uncharacterized. Gene Ontology annotation, biological process: intra-Golgi vesicle-mediated transport. Gene Ontology annotation, cellular component: Golgi membrane. The transcript has a single exon. The record is from RefSeq and is a predicted model, not a curated record. Lineage: Eukaryota; Heterolobosea; Eutetramitea; Acrasida; Naegleriidae. The coding region runs from base 1 to 1857 and encodes 618 amino acids.
AUGUCGUCAUCAGCAGCAACGUCCAAUCUCACAUCAACGGAUCCUUCAUCAGCAACAGUGAUGAACACUCCAUCCUCCAUAACAACCAUGUACUUAAAUGAUAUGAACAAAUGUCGAGAAAUUUGGAAGAACUUUGAAUUGGAUCGGAAGAGAGAUUUAUUUGAUUCUCAGGGAAUUAAUAUAUCAAAAGCGAGAGAACAAUCAGCAGCUAAUAGAAAGAACCUUGCUCAAAUUACAAAGGAUUUUAAGAAACUGAGCAAUGAAGAAAAGGUUAGCUCGUUCCAGAAAGUAUUAAAGGCAUAUCAGGAAGAAAUUGAUUCUUUGACCAAUAGAAGUGUGAGCGCAGAAAAAUUGUUUUUGGAUCUAUACCAACCACUCCGAGAAGCUCCUGAUCCUUAUUUUAUUAUCUGUAAAUAUCAACAGUUGAUUCAACAGCAAAGUCAGCAACAAAGUAACCAAGAAGAAUAUGAAAAGACAAUAUCGGAAUUGAAAAAUCAAUUAAAUGACUAUGAAAACGAAUUUAUGCAUCUAAAAAAUCAAGAGGUUACAAUUCGGAAAUUGGAAGAAGAAGUUCUCAAGUACAAAAACCAAAGCGAAUUGUUAAAAGAACACGACUUUAUCAUUCAAAAACAUAAGGAUCGUGAAAUUAUUAUUCUCAAUGAAUUGAAAGAAAUCAAAACAGAAAAUGAGAGACUGAAUAACCUAUAUAUUGACACUCAAAAUUUAAAUUAUGAGCUGAAAACCAGGUUGGAAGAAAUUGAGGCUUCACGUCAAUAUCAAAUAGAUUUACACCAAGAGCGAGUACUACAGCUCGAGAAUCAAAUUUUAGAGUUAAAAAGCCAAACCAAAACAUCAAUCACUGAACAUUUGGAAGGGUCCAUAGAUGAACAAAUUGCCAUUAAUGAAAUGAAAACAGAAUACCUCAAGAAAAUAUCAGAGCUAAAGGAAGAUGUGAAAGAAAAAAAUCACAAAAUUCAACAACUACAUCAACAAUUGCAACAACAGCAACAAGUCAUAUUAAACAUACAGAAUGAGAUGGCUCAACUACCAACACGAGAAACUCUCCAAAAACUCCAAGAAAGAAUUAAUACACUCCAACAACUAGAGUUUGGUUAUGACUCCAACUCGCAAGAAAAGUCUGUAGAGCAGUUAUUGAAGGAGAAGGUGAUUAAAUUAGAAAAUGAUCUCACGAAAUCUAACCAGAAUAAUAGAGAGAAAGAUGAAAAAAUUGAAGCUCUCAACUCACAACUCAAUGAACUUUCUGUCAAGGCUUCAGAACAAUUGAAGACGAUUGAAAAACUCGAAGCCAACGUUGAUCAGCUCAUGAAAUCCUCGACUCUACCAUCCAAUACAGAAGAAGUGAGCAUAUCAGAACCUCAAUCUCUCAUUUCUAUUCUAACAGAGCAACGAAAUAGAUUCAGAGAUAAGUACAACACAUUGGAAGAAGAGAACUUGAAACUCAAACAACACAUUGAACAUUUAGAAAAUGAGCAAUCCAAAUUACGCAAAGAAAAUUUAAAGCUUUAUGAGAAGACAAAAUAUUUGCAAUUCUACAACCAGAAUGCUCUCUCUUCGACCAACAAACCUUCUUCAUCGCAAGAUUACGAGCCAAUCCAAAACAAGUAUGAACAGCUCUAUGAACAAGAAUUAGAUCCAUUUAAGAGAUUUCACAGAAAAGAAAGAGAAGAACGUUUGAACAAUAUGACAGCUGCUGAAAAAGUAAUUUAUAGAUGUAGCAGCUUAAUGCUGUCCCACAAACUUGGUCGAAUGUUCUUGUUCUUUUACUUGCUUGCUCUGCACACCUUAGUCUUCUUUACUUUAUCCAAAUUAUCAGGUCUGACGAUCCGAAGAAAAUAA